This is a messenger RNA of Styela clava, 4075 nucleotides long. RefSeq lists its product as uncharacterized. Lineage: Eukaryota; Metazoa; Chordata; Ascidiacea; Stolidobranchia; Styelidae. The record is from RefSeq and is a predicted model, not a curated record.
AAAACAUAUGCAAAAUUCGUUGUGCUACGCCCACUGGAAGUACUUGUGGUACUAAACUAUACUAGACCUAGGAAAGAUACCUAUCAAAUAUAUGCCAGAUUAUUUAAUUUUCUUAAGUUAAACUUAUUGAACAGUUAUUUUCAGUUUUUAAUUAAAGACGUGAGAGUGGAAAAAUCUUUUUGAAAUGGGAGACAAUAACGGAAGGCCCGAACGAAUAUUUUGGACUCUGACAUAUGAAAAACCUCAACCACCUACUCCAUUCAAAGUGUAUGUAGCAGCAUUCCAUGGUGAAUUUGAAGAAAAAUUGUUGGAAUCCUUACGUGAACAUAAUUUACAAUGGGGUGGAUUUCGAGAAUUCAACUUGGGACUGGAAGAUACGAUUACUAUAGAGAUUGAAGCAAAGGGGUUUUCUGUGGGAACUAAACCUGUUACUAUGAAUUGGAAUACCAUUCGCUUUGCUAAUUAUGAAAUCUUCGAUCCUAUUGAGGUAUCGUACCUUGAGCCUUCAAUACAAGAAACAUGUGAGUUGAAAGUUUGGUUAAAAAGAUUGAAAGAAGAUUGUGUGGAAGGCUACAAAUUUUCAAUUAAUGGAAAAAAUUCUGAAAAUAACCAGUUAUUGGUUAUUGAUAAUGAUUCAUCGACCAGCGAAAGUUAUCACACUGCAUCAGAAGGGAGUCCACCAAAAUGGCCAGAGCUUGAUGAAUUGCCGGGAUGUGCUUCGUCUAAUGACCGAACACUGGAUUCUGGCAUCAUGUCACCUGGAAGUGCUUUCAUUGGCUCUGUUGGGAGUUCAUUGGGUUCUGCAGUUAGAAGUUAUGGGCAGGAGUUUGUUUCGCAAACAGCUUCCCCAAUUCUCACUCAGAGGCCUUGGGCUUCAGCUGAUAAUCAAGAUAGCAAUCUUUCUGGCAUUGAUCAAAAAUUCUCCGAAUUAAAAUUUGAUGAUUUCGAUGAUGAGAUUGAAGGAGACAUUUAUGUAGGACAAGAAUUGUAGUAAUAGGUCCAGAGAUCCAAAGUGAAAGAACUUAUUUGGGUACUUCCAAGAUAUGUGAACCAAGAUGGCGAACACCAGAAUGUAGUAUGUGUACCUGGUUAGGGUUGGGCCAUAGUUUCAAGUACAAAUACUACGGGAGUCACUCACUUGGCUAGAAGUCGAACUCGUAAUAGAACUAAGAUAGGGAAAAUUAGGGCCUAACCCUAAACUGGUUCAUAUACUACCUUCUAGUAUUCCCCAUCUUGGUUCACAUACUUCGGGAGCACGCUUAUUUGUUUAGGGAUAAAAUAAUUUUUCCAUAAGUGAAAUAAUUAGGUUUUACUGAAUUUUUAUCACUAAUGUAAUUGCUCCAUACAAGGGCAAUUUGAAAAAUCUUCCUAUACGUUUCUUUAUCUGUUUGUGAAAUCAAAAUAGAUAAUUCACUGCCCAUUUAGUACAUGAAGUUGCAUACACUGCCUGACUUCUAUAUUUAUAAUUUUACUAUUAUGGAUUCAUCUAAAUCAGGGGUUCCCAAACUUAAUUGACCGCGGGCCAAAAUUUGAAGCGGAGGGAUGUUCGCGGGCCGGAAGAGUGUAGCGCCCGAAAGUGCGUGGCAUGUCUAAGCUUUUAUGGUUCAUAACUAAAUUACUGCCCUAUGUAAUCAUAAUACCGGUACGAAUAACUGAGAUAAUGCUUUAAUUGAAUUGUUCCGAUAAAAACACGUGCUUAAAGUGUGAUAAUGGCAUAACACUUGGCGCUAUCUUGAAUGCAAAAAGGUGAAACAAAAUCUGUUGCACUAACUUCCACACUAUUUCACUCAAGCUCGGCGGGCCAUUUUAAAUCGUUAUGCGGGCCGGAUUUUGCCCGCGGGCCGCGGUUUGGGAACCCCUGAUCUAAAUGGUUCAGUAAUAUGAACGGUAAUUCCUAUAUUAUUAUAAACUAUUUCCAUAGUUGGCUUGAACUGGUACUGAAGCCUUGACUCAUGACUGACCAAUACAUUAAACUGUAACUACCGUAAGUUGUCUUUUUAAAUUUUCCGGAUAAUUGUGAACAUUUAUAUUUCUACUAAGUUGAUAUUAAAUCAUGGUUUUAUUCAAUUUAUGUGAUGUAGUUUUCUUUGAAUUUUUGCACUGCUUGUGUUACUGAAAAAAUUGUAAUAUCAUUAGCCCAAGUCCAGACCAAGUUUGAAUCAUGUAUAUUCUGCUUUGAAGUCAAUUUUGCAAGUGCUUUUUGUAGGGCAAUAAUAGGCUGUUUUCAAACUUGAUUGUGACUAGAAUGAAAAUUUCUGAAGUUUAUGAAUCUGGGACACAAAGCAACUGGUCAGCCAUUCCAAAACACAAGCUGUUUUCUAGAUAAAAAACGUCAUGUAUUGCUUGGUAUUAUUAAUAGUGUGUUAUGAAUUACUAGUAACAAAAAUGAAUUAUUUGAUUUACUGUAUUGCUAUGAGUUUUAAUAAUAUUGUGCCUAUUCAAAUUUUAAUCCACUAUCGUUAAUUUGUUUGCACCAGUGAUAUCAUUGCAUUAUCUAUCUUCAAAUUUUAACUUUAUCCUAAAUUUCUUGCACUGUUCUGCUCCCUUCUUCAUAUUGAUCUUAUACAAUUGUGUUCUUUGUACAUUUUAACACAGAUGAGCUGUAAAUUGUUACAAACGUUACUUUUGUAAUGAUAAAUUAUUUUAAAUUUCCGUCCUAUUUAUUCGUCCAGCAUAAUGUCAUGCAAGUACAGAAUUUAUCUUAUCUAACUCAAUCUUUGUGAAAUAAGGAAUGUUUUAUCAACGAGAAAACAAUAAGGAAAAUUAAAUGAAUACUCGAAUAAUUUCAAUUAAUUAGUGUAUUUGUCAUGUAUGACAAUGUAAAACAAUUGUUUAAACAUAUGAUCCUGGUAUUCUCGUCGUAAUUGUCCAUAAAGUUCCAUUACAAGUUCAAUUUUGUUAUAAAGUCAGUUCUCAAUAUAUCCUAACCAGGUCUGUUGUUUUUUAUUCAGCAAUUGUUCAAGUAUUUUUACUUCAUUCCAUACAUCUGUGAUGGCCUAAACCAGUGGUCUUCAAACUUUUCAAGACGCGACCCCAUUUCAAAAAAUUAUGACGUAUGAUGAGCAUUGGCGCCCCCAAAAACCAAUAAAAACUGAUCACUCAUUUACCCGAUUGCUUCUCUUCGCAGAGCUUUUGAGAUUGUGGCAUAAGGUAGCUUAAGCUUCUUAUCGAUAGAACUUUUUGACAAACAACGCAUUUCGGUUGGCACUUUAUUUCGGUUAAACCGUAAUGUUAAACCAAGCUUUAAAUAAAGAUUGAUCACAUGACCCAUUCUUUUAUGUUUAUCAGCUAUUUGUGAAACUUAGCAAACAAUAAAGCAAACGCAACGGUCAUAGUCCAUUUCAGUGAACACAUAACAACUGUUUACUUUAAAAUUUAAAUUAUUGUCGUUACAUAAUAGUCUUAUUAUAGAGAUAUCACUCUAAUUCAGAAUAUCGCUAGUCGGCCUAGUGAAGUGUAGACUGCACACUGUUGUGUAUCAAUCAGCUCAUUCUUUUCCACACGAACCCAUUUGUGAUCAACAUGUCAUAAUUAUUUUCUCGUAAUUGUCUCUUGUCUGCAUGCUUAUUAUGCGUGUGAAAUGUAGCCUAUAGUUAUUAUGUGUUAUACUGACGUUUAAUUUGAAAUAAACAGUAAUAUUUUUGUCUACUGACAAUUUGGUAAUAUCCAAGACAUCACACACACAAUAAAAUAAUAACAGAAGAAAACAUUGCCGGACACUCUGCGACCCCAUAAAUAUUCAAGGCGACCGCACCUGGGGUCGCGACCCACACUUUGGUGAUCACUGGCCUAAACAAUAUAUGAUAUCGAUAAAUUCCCAUUACAUUUUUAAAAAAUUUACUUUAUGGACGCGCUAUAUUAUUCUUGCAGAUGCUCCACUUUAAAAUUUGGUUGUUUCUGAUCGUCAUUUCAACUGCCCUUCCAAUUGCUUCUGAAGUCUGAAUUUCAGUUUAGUUAAUAUAUUUUACAAUUAACAUUUUGUCGAAUAAUUUGAAGCGUAUUCGUAUUAAGAAAUGCUUUUGCUUGAAUUAAAUGCAAUUUGAAGUCAAAUACGAUGUUUACAUAAUAUGCCAUA